This is a messenger RNA of Chrysoperla carnea, 1749 nucleotides long. RefSeq lists its product as uncharacterized. The transcript has 5 exons. Gene Ontology annotation, molecular function: nucleotide binding; DNA-directed DNA polymerase activity; DNA binding. Gene Ontology annotation, biological process: DNA replication. The record is from RefSeq and is a predicted model, not a curated record. Bases 1 to 1749 code for a protein of 582 amino acids. Lineage: Eukaryota; Metazoa; Arthropoda; Insecta; Neuroptera; Chrysopidae.
AUGUCAGCACUUUACCCGGUUGAAAGGAAUCCUCAACGUUUAACUAAGUACCCGCACUAUAAACAUCAUUUAAAAUGUGAUGGAUUAGAGUUCCCCAUGUCUCUGGAUCAAAUUAAUAAAUUUGAAAAGAUGAACCCACAGCUAUCGAUUAACGUGUACGGCUACAAAGAUACGUUUCUACGUGAUUUAGAAAUUUUCCCUGUACGCCAUUCAGUAAAUUGUGGUGAAAAAGAAGCGGUGCGGGUACGAAUGCCUGAAACUGAUGACGAGCGGUUCGUUGAGUUCAAAGAUUUCAACAGCAAGGAACGUGUUGAGUAUAUGGUGUACGCUGACUUUGAGGCACUAUUGGUACCACAACAUCAUGAAGACAUGGAAAUGGAUCAUGGGUCUUAUACAAAAAAUAUUCAAAAACAUGUACCCUACAGUGUAGGUUACUAUGUUCAUUGUACCCAUGAUCCCAACCAAUCGUUUUAUAAGGCAUACCGUGGUGCUGAUUGUGUCAAGUGGUUUGUUCAUGAACUGGAACAAGUAGCGUACUCAUUAGAGCAAAAAAUAAAACACGUUAAACCAAUGUAUCCGCUCACCGUCGAACAAGAACUGGAUUCUAUGUCAGCAGAGAAGUGUCACAUUUGUGGUAAAGAUUUCGUAUCCAAUUCCAUACGUGUUCGCGACCAUUCACAUCGCACAGGUGUCUACCGUGGAGCAGCACACCAAUUUUGUAAUCUGCAUUAUCAAGAUUCAAGGGUGAUACCUGUUGUGAUGCACAACUUAAGUGGAUACGAUUCGCAUUUUAUUAUUGAAGCUCUGCUGACGGAAAUCGACGGUCAAGUUGAUGUGUUGCCCAUCAACAAAGAAAAGUACAUCAGUUUCACAAAGCACGUCUCGGACAUUCAAUUAAGAUUCAUUGAUUCCUUCCGAUUUCUCGCAGACAAGUUGGAAAAUCUGGCCUCAUAUUUAGAUAAUGAUAAAAAAUCCAUUUUACAUAAAGAGGUCAGUAAUGAUGAACAAUUUCAAUUGCUAACGAGAAAAGGUGUAUUUCCAUAUGAAUACAUGAGUAGCUGGGGACGUCUCCAAGAGACAAAAUUACCACCAAAGGAGGCGUUCUACAGUGUGUUAACAGAUGAACACAUAACGGAUGAGGAUUAUAACCAUGCGAUACAGGUAUGGAACACAUUCAAUUUACAUACACUAGGUGAUUAUUCAGACCUGUAUAUGAAAACUGAUGUGUUACUACUUGCGGAUAUUUUUGAAAAUUUCCGUAACACUUGUAUUCAUAGCUAUAGUCUCGAUCCUAGUCACUAUUACACACUUCCUGGCUAUACGUGGAGCGCCAUGUUGAAAUACACCAAUAUCAAAUUGGAAUUGUUCACGGAUAUUGAUGACUUGUUGUUUAUCGAGAAAGGAAUCAGAGGCGGUGUAAGUCAAUGUUCUAAUCGCUAUGCUAAGGCAAACAAUAAGUACAUGGAAGAGGGGUAUGAUAAAACUCAAGAAGAUGUCUACCUUAUGUAUUAUGAUGUGGUGAACCUAUAUGGUGCAGCCAUGUGUGGAUACCUACCAACAGGAAAUUUUAAGUGGGUCGACACACCAAACAUCGAGGAUGUUGCAGAUGAUUCACCAGUCGGGUACAUUUUAGAAGUAGACCUUGAAAUACCCCAACAUCUACAUGAUAACUUUAGCGAUUUACCGCCAUGUCCGGAGACAACGAAACCACCUGGAUCAAAACAAAAAUAUCUUCUUAAUGGAUUAUAG